Messenger RNA from Salarias fasciatus (jewelled blenny), 5817 nucleotides. It is a transcript of the gene pde8a, whose product is annotated as phosphodiesterase 8A. The transcript has 22 exons. Lineage: Eukaryota; Metazoa; Chordata; Actinopteri; Blenniiformes; Blenniidae. Gene Ontology annotation, biological process: regulation of DNA-templated transcription; signal transduction. The record is from RefSeq and is a predicted model, not a curated record. Gene Ontology annotation, molecular function: 3',5'-cyclic-nucleotide phosphodiesterase activity. Bases 1397 to 3856 code for a protein of 819 amino acids.
GGUGCUUUUAUUGGAUGUGCCGCUGUCAAGCAGUGCUGAAGAAUUGGAAGGGCAAACGCCAGAAAAGGCAGAGAAAAGACAAACAUUAAAUCAGCAUUAUGUAGCUCGGAUCCUGCCUUACCUCCGCUCUCGGCUGCCUGAGAAAAUCCGACCGUCCCCGAAUUCAGAUCCGAAACUUGUGGACGCGGAGCGGUCGUUUUUUUUUUUCUUUCUUUUUUUUUUGUAGAUUUUUUUCCCCCCUCUGUGUCUCUCUCUCAAGCGAUUGCUUUCUCCGGAGGUGGUUCUUCCAACACCAUCUGACAGCUUCAGAGAUCAGAUUUUUUUUUUCUUCUGGUAGUAUUAUUUUUAUUUUUAUUUUAUUUUCCCCAGAAUGAGAGAAAACCGCGGAGCCUGGUAACACCGCAGCCAAUUGCACCCGGGGUUUUGGACCUCUUAUAUCAGGCGGAUCAUCCUCAGCCGGGCAGCGGAUGCCUGAAUGGAGACUGCGAACCCAUCCAGCGAGAUCUCCCUCCGCUCCCCGAACUGCUGAAUCUGUGGGGCUGAUAAAUGGAGUGUGGAGCCGGGCUGCUGCUGCUCAAUGGCAUUAUGUUUGACGGAGGCUGUGUGACACCGGAGCGCCUGGGCAGAAAAACAAUGUGCGGCGUGAAUAUUCCAGCCUGUUGAUGAUGAGCCGCUCAGGACUGGAGCAAAGUGUCGUGAGAGCCGCUUCAUGGCCCGCGUCUUGAGCUGAAGUGGGAUUGUUCAAGGAAGACAGGAGGAGAUUAAAGAAAAGAAGGAAAAACAAGCAUCUUUUCUUUUUUUUUUUUUUUUUUUUUUUUUGAUGGCUCCGAGGUGGAGGAGGACGACUACACAUGAGAGCUUGGACACAAAAAUGGAUAAAACUAUUGCUUGAAGCUCGCGGGGGGACUGCCUGGUGUGUUUUAGGCCUACUUGAUAACAGUGAAGUUGAAGGGGGGGGGGGGGAGAAAAAAUGAGAAAAUGGUGAUGUGGUACGAAGAAGGCGAGAAGAGGAGGAGGGAUAAAAUCGUCCAUGGGGAUCUGAGCAGCUGAAGAAUAACGGAAUCCAAGUUUUCCUGGACGAGACAGCUGCUUUGAUUAAAGAUCUCCAAUUAAGUUCAUGUGAACAACAGAGGGAGGAAAUCAGCUUCCUGGUCGAGGGGUGGGGGGGUGGGGGCUACAAAGAUAUAUUAUUCAUGCCUUGUGUUAGAGAAAUUGGAGAACUGGCUUUGCUGUGGCCUAGAUGAUAUAUAUUUAUAUGUAUUUUUUAAAAAAAGAUGAAACCUUAAGAGGAAGAGUGGACCUUGAACAGAGACGCAAAGACAGGGCGAAUGACACUCUUGUAGCCUCAAAGUAAAAGCACUUGCGCAAAAAGAAAAAGGCUGAAGUGGGUUGAAGCAUGGGCUGUGCUUCAAGUAUUCAUAUCUCUGAUAGGGUGGUCUACCACAGUGGAAAAGAGUCCGAGGAUUCCCACUCACCCCAGCAGACUAAUACCACUCAGCAUCAAGGAAAUCCUGCCUCUGGACUACCCCUAAAACCCCCGAGCUGCAAGACCACGUUAACAGAGGUGCAAUUUGGACCAAUGAAGUUAUUUAAAGACCCACUUCAGGUACUUUUAGUUUUUGCCAAAGAGGAUAGUCAGAGUAAUGGCUUCUGUUGGGCAUGUGAGAAGGCCAACUUCAGGUGCAGCAUGGCGCGAACACCCGAGUCGGCUCUUGAAUGCUUCUCGGAGAAGCAUCAUGACCUCGUCAUCAUUGACCACAGACAUUCCAGACACUUUGACGCUGAAGCACUAUGCCGGUCAAUUAGAGCGGUCAACUCUUCAGAAAACACUGUGAUAGUCGCUGUUGUGAAAAGGCCAGACAGAGAAGAAGCCUCUGUGAUGCCGCUGAUCAAUGCCGGCUUUAAUAGGAGAUAUGUGGAAAAUGCCAAUAUGAUGGCCUGCUACAACGAGCUGCUACAGUUGGAGCACGGAGAAGUGCGGGCACAGUUCAAACUGAGGGCUGGCAAUGCUAUUUUCACAGCUCUAGAACAAAGCCAAGAGGCCAUAGAGAUCACUUCUGAAGAUCAAAUAAUUCAGUAUGUGAAUCCUGCCUAUGAGUCCAUCAUGGGCUACCAACAAGGCGAGCUAAUAGGGAAGGAAAUAAUAGAAGUGCCUAAAAGUGAGAAGAAUAAGCCUGAUCUCCUUGAAACAAUAAACUCCUGCAUACGGAAAGGAAAGGAGUGGCAGGGGAUUUAUUAUGCCAAAAAGAAGAAUGGAGACAGCAUUCAGCAAAAUGUGAAGAUCACACCUGUACUUGGACAGGGAGGAAAAAUCAGACACUAUGUGUCUAUCAACAGGCCUUUAAAUGAUAAUAAUAAGAGUGAUAAAUCCAGCGAACGGGUGCAGAGUGCAGAGUCCCAGACAGACAUGCAAUCCAGUAAGCACAAAGACCGGAGGAAAGGCUCUCUCGACGUAAGAUCCACGACGUCCCGGGGGAGCGAUGGGAGCUCACAGCGGAGACACUCGUCAAUGGCCCGAAUACACUCCAUGACCAUCGAGGCCCCCAUCACUAAGGUAAUCAACAUCAUCAACGCAGCGCAAGAAAGCAGUCCUAUGCCUGUGGCGGAAGCCUUGGACCGGGUACUGGAGAUCCUGAGGACCACUGAGCUCUACUCGCCACAGCUGGGCACCAAGGAUGAAGAUCCCCACACCAACGACCUCGUGGGAGGGCUGAUGACGGAUGGUUUACGCAGAUUGUCAGGAAAUGAAUACAUCUUUUCCACAAAACAACCUCACCACAUCCCCAGUCACCUGACGACUCCUUUAUCAUUAAACGACAUCCCCCCUCGGAUUGCCCAAACCAUGGAGAAUGAGGACUCGUGGGAUUUCGACAUCUUCAACUUGGAGGCUGCAACCAUAAAACGGCCUUUGACCUACUUGGGCCUGAAGAUCUUCUCCCGCUUUGGGGUCUGCGAGUUCCUGAACUGCCCCGAAGCCACGCUGCGCUCCUGGCUGCAAGUGAUCGAAGCCAACUACCACUCCAGCAACUCCUACCACAACUCCACACAUGCGGCCGAUGUCCUGCACGCAACAGCCUAUUUCCUCUGCAAGGAGAGGGUCAAGCAAAGUUUGGAUCCCACUGAUGAGGUGGCUGCCCUGAUUGCUGCCACGGUGCACGACGUGGACCACCCAGGCCGCACCAACAGCUUCCUGUGCAAUGCAGGAAGUGAGCUGGCCAUCCUCUACAACGACACCGCGGUGCUGGAGAGUCACCACGCGGCGCUGGCCUUCCAGAUCACCACCAGGGAUGAUAAGUGCAACAUCUUCAAAAACAUUGAAAGGAAUGAAUAUCGAACAUUACGGCAGGCCAUCAUCGAUAUGGUCCUCGCCACAGAGAUGACCAAACACUUUGAACACGUCAACAAAUUUGUCAACAGCAUCAACAAGCCUCUGGCUGCUCUGGAGGAAAAUGGGGGUAACAGUGACGAAGAAUCUGUCAAAAGCAUUCUCACAUCCCCUGAAAAUCGCAUCCUUGUCAAGCGGAUGCUGAUUAAGUGUGCAGACAUCUCCAACCCAUGCAGGCCUCAGGAGCUCUGUAUAGAAUGGGCCGGGCGCAUCUCAGAGGAGUAUUUUGCACAGACGGAUGAGGAGAAGAGACAAGGUCUACCGGUGGUUAUGCCUGUGUUUGACAGAAACACAUGUAGCAUCCCAAAGUCCCAGAUUUCUUUCAUAGACUACUUCAUUACAGACAUGUUUGAUGCAUGGGAUGCUUUUGCAGACCUUCCCAAUCUUAUGCAGCACUUGGACAACAACUUCAAGUACUGGAAAGGCCUUGAUGAGAGGAAGCUGCACAGCCUGCGACCCCCUCCAGAGUAGGAGCUGCAGUGUGCAGCCCUGGGACCACACUGUCCGGGGCAGACCUCCUCUUUCCUGCUGGUGCGUCUCUCUCCCUGCCAGCCAGCCAAAGGGCCCCCUCGCCUUCACUCUCCUGCUUCUGUAGCACGCCGAGCGUCCACGUGUCCGUCCACGCAGAAACUACAGAAGGACUUCCUGACCGGCGGUCAAAGCUCGUCAGAUGAGAACUGUGACAGACGGACACGGACGCGCAGCAUCUUUCUGAACUUCUCGUGCCUCUCAGGCAUUCGCAGUGUAGCUGGUCAAGUGACAUGACAGAGAGAGAGAGAGAGAGAGAGAGAGAGAGAGAGUGCUCCCGGAAAAGCAUCCGUCCUCUGAUUACUACAUGGGCGCUCCCGUCUGCCUGUGAAGUUGCUGUUUUGAGAAAAAAACUGCGUGUUUACUGAAGGAGUGGAUGGUCUGCAUAUGAAGAUGUCCGAUCCACGUCAGGCCAUACAGUCACCUUUGACCUCCGUCCUGUUCUCGCGGCACGGCAGGACCUACUCCCUCAACCCCUGGAGGCCACAUCGAGAAAGAACACUCCACUGCUACUUUAGUUUUUGUUUUGUUUGUUUUUGGGGCAAUAUUUCCAUGACACACAGCUGUCGUCACAGAAGUAAGAGAGGAGUGUUUCCUCGCGGGUCAGGGAGUGGACUUUAAUUUCAGGCCACUGCUGAGAGACAAAAACCUCAACAUCGUGAUCAUAGGUAUCUAAUUACUGAUGAUUUGGUAUGUUAAUUUUUUUUUUUUUUUUUUUUGUAGAUGUUCCAUAUUUUCUAUAUUAAGAUUAAUAAAUGAAAUUAGUUGGUAAAUAAGAACAAAAUGAAUUUAAAAAGGAGAGAUAAAAGCCAAAGCUAAUGAAGACAAAUACUACUAUAACUCUCAAAAAAAAUUCACAACUAUUAUACAUAUGAAGCAUUACCAUAUUAAACAUUUUUAUUUUCUUAUCAGAAGUACAGUACCAGUUUGAAUGAACACUUUUGUAUUGCACUGUAAACAAUAUUAGAAAUGUCUACGUCUCAGUGAUUUGUCCAGGGGUGGGAUGUUGCAUUGGAGAAUAAGCUGUUAUUGUUGAUCAUCAGGAGUUUGCGUGUGUGCAUGUGUGGGUGUGUUUUGGUUGUUGGUGUGAGUGCGUGGGUGUAUUCAUUGUUGCAACAAUCCCUUACUUCUUGGUUUAAUGCUGUAAACCGCUUGACAUUUGACAACAGCAGAAAUAUGUGAAGACAUUUUGGACUUGAAAAUUUUUUCUCCCAGAAAUUUUUGUAUCUGGUUUAUCCUACUGAAAAGACUGCCUUAUUUUAUACAAUAUUUAUACAGUACAUCCCACUGUGCAACUGCAACAGACAUCUGGAGUUUUUAUUAUAACAUAGUCAGAAGGUUAUGUUCAAGUAAAUCUCAAUAUUUUUAUAGACAAUGAAUUUUACACUGGAUUUGCAGCAAAUGAGAUCAACCAUUAUAGCUAUCUGAAUACCUGUGAAUGGGAUGGUCACAUACAGCACGUAUACAGAGAAGUCAAUGGUUAAGAAGGAUGUGGAUCGCAGAGUUGUCUAUCACUGUCUUUAAGCAGUCUCCUAGAGGCCAGCUUGCAUUGAUUUUUGAUCAAACAUCAUUCUAUUUUGGCCACUUGUCCAACAUCCUUUAUGCACAGACCCAGGGAACGACUUUUUGUUCAAGGUUGGAUUCAGAUUAGGAUACUAAUAUAUGUUAAAGAUUGUUGCUUAUUAAGAAUAUUUCCUCCUUAAACAGUAUAUAAAUGCCAUAACAGCUAAGCAAAUGGUGGUUGAAAAUGUUUUUUUUGACCACAAUUAUCUUUGUUUCUCUCUUAUGACAGAAUUGUACACUCAAUCAGGGGAUUUGUUUCUUCCUUCUGAUUCACAUUUUGGUCUGAAGGCACGGAAAAAAAGUAGAAACUAUUCAAUGAAAAAUAAAAUAAUGUCAAAGAU